CCGACGGCAGAGCGCGUCGCCGAGCUCGGAGCCGCUCCGCUGCAGCCGCCGCCAUGCAGGGCACCAUGAGGUUGUGGCUGUCGGUGCUGACUUUCGCGCUGUCGCUGCUGGUGUGCCUGGGCACGCUGGCAGAGGCGUACCCCUCCAAACCGGACAGCCCCGGCGAGGACGCCCCCGCAGAGGACAUGGCCAGAUACUACUCGGCGCUGAGGCACUACAUCAACCUCAUCACGAGGCAGAGAUAUGGGAAGAGAUCAAGCCCAGAUACACUGAUCUCAGACCUCUUGUUGAGAGAAAGCACAGAAAAUGUUCCCAGAUCUAGGUUUGAAGACCCCUCGAUGUGGUGAUGGGAUUUGCAGCGCAUUGUCAAACUUUUCCUAGUUUUCAAUUCAUACUCCACUCCUCUAAGG
This is a messenger RNA of Rhea pennata, 410 nucleotides long. RefSeq names its product neuropeptide Y (gene NPY). The record is from RefSeq and is a predicted model, not a curated record. Gene Ontology annotation, biological process: neuropeptide signaling pathway; feeding behavior. Bases 54 to 347 code for a protein of 97 amino acids. Gene Ontology annotation, cellular component: extracellular region. Lineage: Eukaryota; Metazoa; Chordata; Aves; Rheiformes; Rheidae. Gene Ontology annotation, molecular function: neuropeptide hormone activity; neuropeptide Y receptor binding. The transcript has 4 exons.